CUUUGACUGCGGCUGGGCAAUUGUUCACUUCGCCCUCGCCGGAGAGAAAUUCUCCCCCACGCUCAUCUGAUCAAUCGAAGAAAAUUUCUCCUUAAUUCCUUUGGUCACCCGGGAACGUCUAAAUGAACAUGAAUGGAAGCGAUGAAGCUGAUGCAACAUCUGACUGCGGCUGGGCAAUUGUUCACAUUCCCAAUAAACUUCCUGUUCUGCCUCACCUACAACCCACCGUUAAAGUCUACGCUGCUGAAGUUGAACCUAAAGAUGCUAAUGCUUUAGUAAGGAAGUUGAAUAACAUCUGUCCAAUGGAAAAUAUGCGGCAUGUAAAGCGCAUACGCAAGAAGUGCCUUGAUGGAGGAAAACCUCAGUUAUCAUUGAUUUUGUCAGUGUUAAUGGAAGGUGAUAGUGACAUGCCGAGUGAUGUGCUGGAGCUUGUCAAAGCAUACCAGUUGAGUACUUUCAUAGCAAAAGUCUGCAAGUAUGCCGCAUCAACGAAAGAAGAAUGGGAAGAACAAUGUAAGCUGUGGCCGACUUCCUUCCAUCCACCAACAUACAACAUAAGUGGAAUAACAGGGUUCAAUGAAGCGGAAUCACAGUUAGUUUUCAGUUUCAUGCAAUUGGCUUGUAAUAAUGCAAAAUCCGACUAUGGCCUGAUGACAAAUGCUGCCAUAAUUGUGGACCCUUCAACCAACAAGGUGAUUGCAAGUGCCUGUGAUGAAGUGAUAUCUUUGAAUGGGUCCAGAAAUGAGGUCAAGGAGGGUAUAAGCUGCUCUAGACAACCAGAAGCCUCCCCUCACUAUAAAGCAACUGAUAUGGCUGACCAACCAAAGUUUCCUGCAGAUGAUUCCUCAGAAAAGGCUUUGUCAUCAUUAAAUGAUAAUAAUGUUUCAUGUUUGCAUCCCUGGAAGUGGGUGGAUCACCAAUUUCGUCCCAGCCUCAGUUCUUGGCAUCCUUUACGGCAUGCGGCUAUUGUUGCUAUUGACCAGUCUUCUGCAAGGGAUAGGCGGCUUUUUCCUACCACAGUAAACAAUUUUCUUCAGGAGGAUUGCUUGCUUUCUCCUCUUGUUGGUUGUCCAUUAAAAAAACAAAGAAUCAAUCCAACAGAUGUGAACGGUUUGGAUGACCUGCAAACUGUAAACCCUUCUGAAUCAAGCAGACCCUAUUUAUGUACAGGCUAUGACAUCUACCUUGUUUGGGAACCAUGUAUAAUGUGUGCAAUGGCCCUUGUCCAUCAAAGAGUUAGGCGUAUAUUUUAUGCUUUCCCAAAUCACAAUGCUGGUGCACUGGGAAGUGUUCACAGGUUACAAGGAGAAAGAAGCUUGAAUCACCACUAUGCCGUUUUCAGGGUUUUGUUCCCGAAAGAUAUUUUAGAUUCAGAAACUACUUGAAAUUAUGAAAAACCCAUGUCCAUAUAGCAAUUUUGACUCUGAUGGUCCUGAUCAUUAUUAUUGUGAUGAAAAAAAAUAGUAUGUAUGUGAUUCAUAAUCUUGAGAUUUGUAAUUAUCCUCCAUCCAUAAAGUAGUUAACUUUAUGUAAUGGUUUGUGUGUAUUGUACUUUGAAAAUUUCGUAUUCUUAGUCUUUCUAUUA
Messenger RNA from Cuscuta europaea, 1585 nucleotides. The record is from the annotation of a GenBank genome assembly. NCBI's taxonomy places the organism in Eukaryota, Viridiplantae, Streptophyta, Magnoliopsida, Solanales, Convolvulaceae.